This is a messenger RNA of Patella vulgata (common limpet), 2888 nucleotides long. RefSeq names its product alpha-2 adrenergic receptor. Gene Ontology annotation, biological process: adenylate cyclase-activating adrenergic receptor signaling pathway. The transcript has 2 exons. Gene Ontology annotation, cellular component: membrane. The record is from RefSeq and is a predicted model, not a curated record. The coding region runs from base 640 to 2316 and encodes 558 amino acids. Gene Ontology annotation, molecular function: G protein-coupled amine receptor activity. Lineage: Eukaryota; Metazoa; Mollusca; Gastropoda; Patellidae.
GUGUGUUAAGACGCCAGGGAUCCGUGGUGGCUCUGUGAGUAAGGCGCUUGCUCGCUAACCAGGGGUCCAAGGUUCGAUCCCGGUGUUGGCCGAGAACGGCUCCUGGGAUUUUCCAGUGUGACUGGUUUCAGGACGGAUGACCAGGCAAUGACAGUGUCUAAUUGUUCGGAUGGGAUGAAAAACCGAGGUCUGAUUGUCAUGCACGUAAACGGACCCUUGACAGUUGGACUCGAAACAAGAGUAAAGCGUAGCGCCGCUGCCCGUCUUCAUUUUCAUUAGCCAAAUCGGUGCAGAAAAGUAGGACGUUAAACCGCUUUUCAUUUCAUUUUAUUUUGUGUUAAAACUCCAUCAAUAGCCGUAGACGUUAAACAAUUCGUUCAAUAUGUGACGAAAAGGAACGAAGUGACACAGAUGAUCGAAUUCGUAGCAAGUGCACCGGGUGCGCAUAUCAUAUUCAUCACAACCCUCCAUUCCGUUUCAAUGGCGAUAAUGGAAAUUGAAAAUCAACAUGUGUAAUAUGAAGACAGAAACGUGUGAUGUUUGCUAUAGAAGAAUGGUUUGCCCAUACUCUAGGUCAAUGUUAAACGGCGGACAUACUACUUAGAGUAGCUGAACCAACAUCGCUAUCUCUUGUCCAUAAUGUUUAAUCAAAGCGUUCUCGUCACGAGUGUUACUCAGAUUGAAGCAGCUAUGGACAAUGUAUCUGGUGACGCACUUGUUCUGGGAACUAAUUGGACGAACGCUUCAGGUUUUGAGCCGAAUGUUAAUACGACACCGCCACCGUAUUACCCCGCUGGGUACCCCAGUGGUUAUACAUGGGUUCACAUUAUCUGUUCUAGUAUUGCUGUUACUUUAAUCAUUUUGCUCAUUGUAAUUGGGAACUUUUUGGUCAUUUGGGCCAUCAUUACAGAUCGGAACCUGAAAGGAACUCAAAAUCUCUUUAUCGCUUCGUUAGCCUUCGCGGACAUGUUUUUAGGUAUCUUAGUCAUUCCGUUUUCAUUAGCCAAUGAGCUAAUGGGUUACUGGUUUUUUGGAGUAAUUUGGUGCGAAUUGUGGAAAGCUGUCGACGUAUUGUUGUGUACUGCAUCAAUUUCUAGUUUAUGUUUAAUCAGCUUGGACCGAUAUUGGUCUAUUACUCGUGCAAUGAGCUACUCGCGUCAAAGAACUCCCAAGCGAGCUGCCAUAAUGAUAAUGAUCGUUUGGUUCGUUUCUGCUGCAGUAUGUAUUCCACCUUUAAUUGGUUGGAAGCAUCCCGUAAAGGAAUCCGAUUGGCCAAUGUGUACCCUGAGUGAUGAUGUUGGUUAUGUGUUCUAUUCAUCUAUUGGCUCUUUUUAUAUCCCGGCAUUUAUCAUGUUGUUUGUGUAUUAUAAAAUUUAUCAAGCGGCGAAGGCACGAGCCCGAAAGACGGUUAAGAAACCACCGGGCCCACAGGCUAUUGCAAAAACAGAAGCGAUAUCGUCCGUACCUCGUACGGAAGCACGAUUAAACAAUCAAGUGAAAACCAUUGAAACCCCCAAAGAGGAAGAAGAUCCCGACACGUUGACUCCAGAUUCAUCGGACGAAAUAAACAAUCAAAAAGAUGUCACAUCGUGUCCGCAACCUUUGGCAAUCACGGACAUGUCAAAACUUCUGUCCACAGAUUCGGACUCGUGUGAACCUGUGACACGAAAUAUCCGUGUUAUUCAUAACAAUACGUGCCUGGGUGCGACUACCGUUACUUUACUUACGAGCGAUAACGAUACGGAAUCUUCGUCGGAACAAACCAAAGCAUUGUUGGGUCCACACAGUAGGGACACGGAUACUGAUGGUGGCAACUCGACUGAACCGGGAAACGGAAAAGUUCAGAAGUUUACCAUAGUUGACCCCAAACAAAAUGGUAGCCCAAAUGUGCUAGAAAAGAACAAAGUGAAAGCCAGUAGACCCGGAAUCCUACCCGGGAUAACUCGACAUUUAUUUAACGUGAAUCGAAGUAAGAAAAAAAUGAACUCGGAAGGAGGUGACACGAAACCCCCCGAAUAUUUUUCAGCUGAUAAGCACAAAAGGAAAAUUGCUAAAGCAAGAGAACGAAGGGCUACGUUGGUGCUAGGUCUGGUCAUGGCAGCUUUUAUUUUGUGUUGGGGACCUUUUUUCACGAUGUAUUUGGUGUCAUCAUUCUGUAAGGACUGUAUCGGUUAUAUGGUUUUCACCGUGUUCUUCUGGAUCGGUUACUGUAACUCUGCCUUAAACCCUAUCAUUUAUACUGUGUUUAAUCGUGACUUUAAAAAAGCCUUCCAGAAAAUCAUUUGUGGUAAGAAGAACAAUCGACGAAACCGAUAAAAAUAUCCCCAAUUAUCGUUAUUGUUAUUUAUUGAUAAAACUUCGUAAUCAGGGCGUGAUCGGAGAAUCUUAUAUACAUAUAAUAAUAAUAAUAGCGUAAAGGUUAAGUUCUACAGAUUGUUCGAAUUAUCAUUUACUAUUAGCGUUCAAUUAUAUUAAUUGUUAAAAUUGUUGAAAUAGUAAUGCAUUGGAAAUAUCCAUAUUUUGUAUUUGCAUACCAUGUCAAUUGCUUUGUCUGAUUGUUAUUUAUACAGUGCAUAUGAAUCUUUAUUUAAAUUAAAUGUGUUCCUAUAAAAAGCUUUAAAAUAUAUUAUCGUUAUGGUUAAAGAGCAGCGUGGCUGCUUCAAUGGCAUUGAUACACCAACAUUACCGUACAACUGCAUUUGACAACGGCGCCCCCUCCCCAACCCUCCACAGCACAUAGAACUGUGUAGAACUCCAUAAGAUGGAUUCGACAAAUAACAGCGUUUCUUAUAAAAAAAACGGGAACAUGAGUUGCUUUUUCUGAUACGUCAUUUGUAUUGUUCGCUAAAAUAUCAAAUUUAUAACGGUUCAAUAAACGCUAGUAUGUA